AUGCAAACAUGGCGGCGGACCUUCGCCACAUCUGUCGCAAGACUAGGCUCAAGUACAACGCCUAGUUCACGUCCGGCUAUCCUUCGAUGCGCACAGAUCCUCCAGAGCAACAAGCAAGGCCAGCCCUGCAGCUUGGAGGACCAGGAGAUCAAAGUCAAUGGAUUCAUUCGGUCCGUUCGCAAACAGAAGCGCUUUGCUUUUGCGGAAAUUUCCGAUGGAUCGACUAUCCAGCCAUUGCAGGCAAUCUUAAAACCAGCGCAGGCAGCUGACUUAUCCACCGGUACUGCAGUUCAAAUAUCAGGUAUAUGGAAGGCCUGCCCACCUGGAAAGGAGCAGACCCAUGAGCUCCAAACAACCGGUGUGACCGUGGUCGGCGCGUCGGAUCCAGAGACCUUUCCGAUCCAGAAGAAAUACCACAGUCCCGAUUUCCUGAGACAGAUUCCCCAUCUUCGCAUCCGAACACCAUUUCAAUCAUUGCUCUCGAGAUUCCGUUCAGAGUGCCUAUUCCAAAUCGGCAACGUCUUCCACUCCUUUCCCAAUGGCGGCUUUUCUCAAGUACAACCUCCCAUAAUUACGUCUUCGGAUUGUGAAGGAGCAGGAGAAACAUUCACACUCGCCCCUCGAGGUUCUGCGACGCCGGAUGUCGAUGGGGAACACUUUUUCCGCGCACCUAAAUACCUGACUGUGUCAUCGCAACUACACCUUGAGGCAUAUGCCGCAGAGCUGGGCAAUGUAUGGACAUUGACGCCUGUUUUCCGUGCGGAAAAGAGCGACACGCCACGGCAUCUCAGUGAGUUCUACAUGCUCGAAGCGGAAGCAAACUUCAUGAACGACUUGGAUUCGCUUACGGGCGUGGUUGAACAUAUGCUUCGUGAUUUGACACGACGACUAUAUGAGACAUCUGUUGGACAGGAAAUUUUGUCUGCAAAGCGCGGCGGCGAGUCUGGGCAGGAGAGCUCCUCCGAAGAGACGAAGCCAGAUCUACGUCAACGAUGGGCCACCUUGAUGGAUAGUCCCAAGUGGCCUCGUGUCACAUAUACAAAGGCCAUUGAAAUGCUCCAGCGAGCUGCUGAUGAAGGUGCCUCAUUCGAAUACCCUCCCACAUGGGAUGGUGGCCUUCAACUCGAGCACGAAAAGUACAUUGUUGAGGUGUUGCACCAAGGCAACCCGGUCUUUGUAACUGAUUAUCCGAAAUCUGUCAAGCCAUUCUACAUGGCUCCCUCGCAGGUUGGAAAUGAGACUGACGACACACCGGGACCGACCGUUGCCUGCUUCGACCUGCUCCUGCCCGAGGUCAGCGAAGUUGCUGGGGGGUCCUUGCGUGAGCAUCGUCUGCCCGACCUUAUCCAGAACAUGCGCGAGCAUGGUUUGAUUAAGACCAUUGAAUCUACUGACCCUGAGAAGCCAACUCCCAAUGAGUCUCUAUACCCUCACCUUGCGCCGACGGAAGACCUCGGCCACUUACAGUGGUACGCGGACCUUCGCCGCUGGGGCACCGCACCCCAUGGUGGCUUUGGACUUGGUUUCGACCGGAUUCUCAGCUAUCUUGCUGGCGUCUCUAGUGUUCGGGAUGUGGUCCCAUUCCCGCGGUAUUUUGGCCGAGCUGAUUGCUAG
Messenger RNA from Penicillium cosmopolitanum, 1614 nucleotides. Its product is annotated as asparagine--tRNA ligase SLM5. Gene Ontology annotation, cellular component: mitochondrion. Bases 1 to 1614 code for a protein of 537 amino acids. Lineage: Eukaryota; Fungi; Ascomycota; Eurotiomycetes; Eurotiales; Aspergillaceae. The record is from RefSeq and is a predicted model, not a curated record. The transcript is spliced from 3 exons. Gene Ontology annotation, molecular function: ATP binding; asparagine-tRNA ligase activity. Gene Ontology annotation, biological process: asparaginyl-tRNA aminoacylation.